AUGGUCAUCACCACUGCCACCACCAGCAACAGCCCCAUCAAUCAGAUGGAAGUGAUAGCCAUGGCAGAGAACAGCAGUUCCCACCGUCGUCAACCUGACCGUCACAAUUACCAUUGUAAACAAAAACCUCAUCAUGCUGCUGAUGGGAUUUCCCACUCAUCUGCGUCCGACAAUUCGUCUGGCUCCUCAUUCGGUUCCUCUUCAUCUUCUUCUUCCUCAUCCUCAACAACAACAUCAUCCUCUUCCUCAUAUUCAUCCUCCUCUUCAACCUCAACCUCUUCAUGUACGCUGUCCUCUGAGAGCAGCACUGAGUCUUUAAACAAACAUCAGCUUCGGAAACCACAGCAUUCACAGUCAUGUACUGACAUCUCAAGGGUGCAAAAAGCAUUUGAAGAGGAAGACACCACACCUUUAAUAGAUGACAAGGGUAAUGUAGACAAGGUCUCUGCCAAAGAGAAACGACUGAGACAGAUGCACUCUCACCACAACUCUGCCAAGGGAAUUCUAAAGAACAAACCAAGGAUGACCAGAAACUCGGGGAAAGACGGAAGUUUCCGUAAAGCUAAGUCAAUGGAGGCCCUCCCAAGCCAUAAAGAAAGAGGUGGGAUGGAAAAUAUUGAUGAAGAUGAACUGGAAAGGAGAAACAUUGAAACAAGGAAGAAUUUGGUAAAAGAGAAACUGAAGUUCUCUGCAUUUCUUAAUGAGAUCACUCGGCAGGUGCUUAGUCCAUUGAGACUCACCUCUCUUGGGGUAACAGAUGCUCAUAAACCCAACAGCACAGGCCCGGCCAUUGUGAGAUCCCCUAAAGUUGACGGUAGAGUGAGGAGGCAAAGAUCACUGCAGAGACGGCCCAGCAGUGCAGACUCAGUUACCUCCAGUAAUUGUUCUCAUACCAGCAUGCAUUCUCAAUUAAGCAAGCAUUCCCAUACUAGUAGGCUCUCUCGGGCUAAACACAUACACCACCACCUUCUCACUAUCGCUCCCAUUCACCUACUUAUGAACACCACCACCACCAUCAUCGAGGAGAUCGCCACAAUUCCAAACAUCACCGUCACCACACAGGCCACGAUAGCCCAGAUCAUCACCGUCAGCACAGACACCACCACAGUCCAAAACAGCACCACGGAGGCCACUACAACAGCCCGGCUCAUCACCAUGGAGAUAACCAUGGUUCAAGUCAUGAUCAUCAUCACUAUUCUGGAGAAGACCACAAAAAUAGUCAUCACCAUCACCAUGAAGACCACACUCAAUCUCAUCACCAUCACCAUGGAGACUACCACAGCCCAACUCAUAACCACAGAGACCACCAGAGUUCAACUCACCACCAUCACAAUCAAGACCACAAUCCAACACAUCACCAUCAACAUGAUGACCACCAUAGCCCUACUCAUCACCAACACCAUCACCAUGACAACCACUGCCCCACAAAUCACCAUCCCCAUGAUGAGCACCACAGCCCACCUCAUCACCAUCAUCAUGGAAACCACCACAGCCCAACACAUCAACAUCAUCAUGAUGACCAUCACCACCCCACUCAUCACCAUCACUAUGCAGACCACAGCCCAACACAUCACCAUCACCAUGACAGCCACCACAGUCCAACUCAUCACCAUCACCAUGACAACCACCACAACCCCACUCAUCACCAUCAUCAUCAAGACCAUGGUCAUGAUGACCAUCCCAGCCCCACUCAUCACCAUCAACAUGGAGACCACAGCCCAGCGCAUCAACAUCACCAUGACAGCCACCACAGUCCAACUUAUCACCAUCACCAUGAUGACCAUCACAUCCCCACUCAUCACCAGCAUCAUCGAGACCAAAGCCCAACACAUCACCAUCACCAUGACCACCACCACAGUUCCACUCCUCACCAAGAAGACCACCAUAACCAACCUCAUCAUCAUCACCAUGGAGACCACCACAGCCCCACUCAUCAAGACCACCAUAACCAACCUCAUCAUCAUCACCACGGAGACCACCACAGUCCCACUCAUCACCAUCAACAUGAAGACCACCACCAACAUGAUUCUCACCAUCAUCAUCACAUCUCUCAUUCAGACUUUCACCACCCAGCAACUGUCUCAGAUUCUGAACACAGUCCUAUUCACUCAGAAUCACACCUUGGUCAUCACUCUUCCCAUCAAACGCCCGAGCCUCACCAUAGCCAUUCUAAAAGGAAUUCCCCUGUCAGUCUGUCCUCAGAAAGGAAACUUGAAUCCCAUUCAUCCAGGAAUACUACCAGCUCCUCCAGUCAAGAUGAAGAACAGACAGGAUACCGAAGCUCAACUUCAUCUUUGCAUAAAGAAGUUACAGGGACAGAAUGAGGAUCUGCACCACAGUUUGUUCCAGACAGCUGUGAGGAUGGAGUGUUUGGGUGAAGAAUUCAUGAGCAGCCACCAGCUCCUAGAGGCAGAGCUUCAGGGGACACGCUUGGAGCUUAGCGGCCUCAUGGAAAAGUUUAAAAGGCUACAAGAUAACUAUUCUUCCACGCAGCAGACCAAUAAUCUUCUGGAACAAAAGCUUCAUUCGGUGGCUCAGAAUAUGGAAGGGGAUCGCGAGAGCUUGAACCAACGCAUCUCAGCACUGACGGAGCAACUUGCACAUGCAAAAACCGCUGCCAACAGGGAGACUCUGAACGUGAGAAUUUCACCUCAUACCCUUGACCAGUGUUUCCACUCAGAUGAGUCCGUCAAUCAGUUUGUUAUUGCCAUCGCUCCGCCUCCAGCUCAGUUCAUGGAUAGUCACAACUAUGGAAAGGCCAAGGCAACAGGGCAGGAACAGUCACUGGUGUCGGUUCCAGAGGAGGAGGAAUCUGACUGGUCUGAGAUAGGCGAAGAAACCCCGCGGUUUUUCUUCACAGGGUCCAACAGAGGCUGUCAAAGAGCUGCUGCAUUUUCGCCAUGGAGACACGAUCACAGAUACUGGCCAGGGCAAGGGGAAGGAGAUGUUGACAGUGAGUCGGGUGGGGAGGAAAUUGUCAGACCACACCUUCCACGCUCCCUGCACAUUCCUCAUCUCCAGUUCACUGUCCACCGUGAUCUUGUACCAGUCCCUCUUACUAGUCAUACCAGUCCCACUGGCUGCAUCACCGCAGGCCCAAAGCAUUGCUCUCCCAUUCGCAUCCGGUCUGCCAGCCUGGAGGAGAUCCCCUUGGCACAUCACAUGCAGGAGGAGCUAAGAGGAACGGCGGCCAUGAUGGACCUCCACCAUUCAGAGCACGAAGUAAUAGAUGAUUCUGAUAAUGAGAUCAUUCAUCACUGGAGGCCAAAGAAUGACAGUGAAACAAUAAGGGGAAGAUUGCAGGAUACCAGUGGGUCAGAGCCAGCUGGCAGCCUGGCCAGCUUGCAGUCAGCCCAAAGGAUGCUCAACCAUUUCAUCUGUGAACUGCAGCCCAGUGAUGGUCAGGGCAGGGCUGAGGUUCAAGGAUGGGUAGGAGGUGUUCCAGAUGAGGUGUUGAAAGGGGAGCGAACGAAGCUGUAA
This is a messenger RNA of Lampris incognitus (smalleye Pacific opah), 3480 nucleotides long. RefSeq names its product serine-rich adhesin for platelets. The transcript is spliced from 8 exons. The record is from RefSeq and is a predicted model, not a curated record. Bases 1 to 3480 code for a protein of 1159 amino acids. NCBI's taxonomy places the organism in Eukaryota, Metazoa, Chordata, Actinopteri, Lampriformes, Lampridae.